CGCACUUGCUGGUUAUUUCAUGUUCGUUGUUUUGCUCACCUCGCCGGGUUUUUUUCUCGAUCUGCAGAAUGUUGGAAGAAAAUAUCGUAAUGCCGAGAAUUGUCUUUGUUCAAGGUUGCCCAGGAGCGGGUAAAGGUACCCAAUGUGCCAAUAUUGCCAGGGAAUUCGGAUAUGUACACAUUUCUGCCGACGAUCUAUUGAGGGAUGAAAGGAUGAAACCUGAGUCAAAAUAUGGAUCAAUCAUAGACUCUCACAUGGAAAAUGAUACCGAUGUGCCUGUGGAAAUUACUUGUGAGUUAAUUGAAAUCGCCAUGAAAAAUGCUCAGAGCAACAGAUUCCUCAUUGACGGUUACCCGAACAACCGAGACAACUUUAAAGGCUGGAAGAGAGAAAUGGGGGAUAAAGUUGAUUUGCUUUUCGUCUUGUAUCUGGAUUGCCCAGACAUUGUUUGUAUCCAUCGCUGCUUGGAAAAAGGCAAUAGCGACAGUGAAUGUCCCGACAACAAUGAAGCAACCAUUAAGAAGAGAAUCAGUACUUUUUACAAUGACUCCCUACCAAUUGUAAACUACUACAAAGGAAUGGGCCUGGUGAAAACUAUUGAUGCCAGCCAAGCUGAAGAAGAUGUCUUCAAUGACAUCAAAGCAAUUUUUCAUAGAAUCAAAAAAUAA
This is a messenger RNA of Nezara viridula (southern green stink bug), 668 nucleotides long. The record is from the annotation of a GenBank genome assembly. Lineage: Eukaryota; Metazoa; Arthropoda; Insecta; Hemiptera; Pentatomidae.